CGCGUGCGCGCUGGGGCCGGCGGCGGCCGCGCGGAGGAGCGCGGGUAGUGGGGGCUCCGGGGAGGCCUCUCGUGCGUCCGUCAGUCCGUCCGGAAGUGUGCGGUCCCGCCGGCUCCGGCCCUCGGCCUUUCCUCCCGGGGCACGCCUGCCGCCCGCUGCCGCCGCGGCGCAGCGGGAGGGACGCGAGGAGCCGCCAGGAUGAAGCUGGUGAGGAAGGACCUGGAGAAGGAUAAUGCGGGGCAGGUGACGCUGAUCCCCGAGGAGCCUGAGGACAUGUGGCAUACCUACAACCUGCUGCAGGUGGGUGACAGCCUGCGUGCUUCCACCAUCCGCAAGGUUCAGACCGAGUCGUCCACGGGCAGCGUGGGCAGCAACCGCAUCCGCACUACCCUCACCCUCUGCGUGGAGACGAUCGACUUCGAUUCACAGGCCUGCCAGCUGCGGGUCAAGGGCACGAACAUCCAAGAGAACGAGUAUGUGAAGAUGGGUGCCUACCACACCAUCGAGCUGGAGCCCAACCGUCAGUUCACCCUGGCGAAGAAGCAGUGGGACAGCGUGGUGCUGGAGCGCAUCGAGCAGGCCUGCGACCCGGCCUGGAGCGCCGAUGUGGCGGCCGUGGUCAUGCAGGAGGGCUUGGCUCACGUCUGCCUGGUCACCCCGAGCAUGACGCUUACUCGUGCCAAGGUGGAGGUGAACAUCCCCCGCAAGCGGAAAGGGAACUGCAGUCAGCACGACCGGGCGCUGGAGAGGUUUUACGAGCAGGUGGUGCAAGCCAUCCAGAGGCAUAUCAACUUUGAGGUGGUGAAGUGUGUACUGGUGGCUAGCCCAGGCUUUGUGCGGGAGCAGUUUUGUGACUACAUGUUCCAGCAGGCAGUCAAGACUGACAACAAACUUCUGCUGGAGAACAGGUCCAAGUUCCUACAGGUCCACUCUUCUUCAGGACAUAAAUACGCACUGAAGGAAGCACUCUGCGACCCAGCUGUAACUAGCCGUCUUUCUGACACUAAGGCAGCUGGUGAGGUCAAAGCCUUAGAUGACUUCUAUAAAAUGCUGCAGCAUGAGCCUGACCGGGCUUUUUAUGGCCUGAAGCAUGUGGAGAAGGCCAACGAAGCCAUGGCCAUUGACACCCUGCUGAUCAGUGAUGAGCUUUUUCGGCACCAGGAUGUGGCUACACGUGCCCGAUAUGUCAAAUUGGUAGAUAGUGUACGGGAGAACAUGGGCACAGUACGCAUUUUCUCCAGCCUCCAUGUGUCUGGAGAGCAGCUGGGCCAGCUGACAGGGGUGGCAGCUAUCCUGCGCUUUCCUGUUGCUGAGCUCUCUGACCAGGAAGAUGAAUCUAGCUCUGAGGAGGAUUAAUAACAGUGACUUCAUUCCACAGUUUCUUUUCUGUGUCAUGUUGAAAUGACAUUAAAGGUCCUCCUGACCUGAAUACUGUAUGCAGAUGUACCAUGACAUGUAAUUAAACCGUUUUAAUAGUAAACAUGUACUUACAUAUAUAUAGCUUUACUCAGCACACUACUUGAUAUCUGAUAUAUGGUAAUAAUUAUUGGUAUAUUGUGCUGAGCUGACCGUUUUGCAGUUCCGGACCACCAGCAGUACAAGAAACUAAUCUGCCUCCCCAGUGCUGCUUAGUCUGCAUGUUAAGGCAGACUGCCAGCUUAUUUUUUCCUACAUUUUUCCUUAUGUAGGAAAAAAUAGUAAACUAACAGGGAAAAAUUCACUUUAAACUAUUUCUGUUUAGAUGCUUGAAAAGAGUAUUAUGAAACAAAUGUAAACUUCUUGGGAGACCUGUCAAAACUGUGCUUGAUCUUCGUAGGAGCUCCCUGUUCUUCGUAAGGUGUGUCAAAGGAAUUGGGGCAAUAUCAACUCUUAGGGCUUUGUGUGGUGAUGUAAGUCUAACCACUUAAAUAUUUCUGUGAAGCUCUUGAAGCAGUCUUUCAGCAACAAGACCCUUUAAGUUAAUCAUUUCUUUGUUAACUCAAUUGUAGAUGCAGGGCAAAUAGUGACUCUCAGUGCACCCAUUCAGUUAUCUUUUUGAAUGCUGUUACCUUGGGAAAUUGUCCUGAAGACUAACAAGAUGUCAUUGACUGUAUUCUGCAAAAAUGGCAUUAUUUAGCACUUGGUUCUGAGAAAGUAUAGGAAAAAACUUUAAAAAUCAGGACUUCAGCUUCCACAAUGAUUCUUUUGAUAGCAUAUAGUUUAGGUAAUUUCAUAAUCUGGAAUUCUCUUUGUAUACCUCUUUAAAAACAUACAUAAAUGGUGAUACAGAAAUAAAGAUGACAAAAUUAUAAAUCAAACUUCAGCUUAAGAUAGUGGAAACUGUAAAAGUGAAAACUACCUUUUCAAUUAUUUGAUCAGCUCAAAGUACUGAGAGCCAGAAAGAGUUUUCUUUCUUCACUGGACCAUAAAUCUUAGGUUGAGGAAGCAAAAACUGCUUACAGAUUCAGACGUAACAUGUGGUUGUAUUGUUUCAAACCCAGGUUUGAUGAUGUGGCUUGUGUGUGUAAAUAGGCAUUCCAUAUUUAAAUGUGAUGGAAGAUGAGAACAGGAACCACAGAAGAAUUCUGUAAUAUAGAAAGUGUUGUAAGAGUGGAACUAAUAAAAGAGUGGAAAAAAUAAAACUACCAAAACUCCUAGUCUGGGUAGAAUAGUUUUAGGAAAAUAAUUUUUAAGUAUAGCCCCAUGUUCAAGGAUGCCUGUCCUCUGAAUUUAAUACUAUCUAUUGGUAGCUGAAGCACCAAUCUAAACUUCUUGAUAGAGAAGUAUUUUUGAAUUAAAGCCAUCUCACCUCUUCUACAUCAUCCACAGUCUUAAGAAAUUCUUGUAAAGAACUUGUAUUAGAGCUGUAACACCUCAAUUCUUCUUUCGUUGAAGACAAACAAGCCCAUGGAGACACUUGUUUAAAGUCAGCUUACACACAAAUUAUGUUAUUUGAGCUUUACAUUUUUGUCUUGAAUGGUGUUGGGUGCCACGAGUCAUAGGAUGCUCGGGUAGGCUUUGUUUAGCAGUUAAGACUGCUUAAAUUAAUUUAUUUUUUUAAUUUGCCUAAGUUUAUUAUACACUUUUUAGCUAAAAAGCACCCUUAUUCCUGUUAUAUCUAGUUUAAUGUUAAAACCAUCAAGCAGAAGAAAUUGACCAGGAAAUAUUAAUUAUAGGCAGCAAAUUAGAGCCUUAAAUAAACUCAUAUCAAAACAAGUAAUUCAUUUCUCCAAGCUUUUAUAGCAUAUAGGAUGGUAUAGUAGUGUAUUCCCUUUUUCUAAGUAAUGCCAGUUUGUUGCAGCUGUACACAAAUGACAUAUUCUAAUUUGCAGUGCACCAGAAAUUCUUAGUUUUUCUCAACAAACUCUCUGAGAGACAAAUCACUGUUCUUUAGUUGUGGGAUGGAUUGCUAUUUUAUGAGAUGAGAUUGGUUCCAAGUAUUCCAUUGUAAACCAGAAGUUGUGAAGAGUUUUUGCUGAGGUCUGGGUAAUUUCAAUGACAGUUUUGUGUUUUGUGCCUCCAGUUACCAUCAAGGAAAAGAAGUGGCCAUUUUGUUGCAUUUUUGUUUCAUCUGCUAAGAAAAUGGGAUGAUAGUGAUUCUUUGAAUUAUUUACACUUAGAAUUAAAAUUCUGCCUUGACUAUAUUUUGUGUAAUUUUUUUUUGUUUGUUUUUUCGCUUUUGCUGUAAUGUUUUUAUGUCUCUGAAAGAAAUACUAAUGGAACUGCCCAAAGAAGUAUGGAAGGGUGGGAUUUUUUUUCUUUUUGGUAGGCAUUUUUGUUGUAAAAUAAAUAUACAGUCACUAUGUAUACAAAUGCAUCCUGUUUCAGGAAACAGCUUAAGGGCUUGGUAUUGAAAAUGGGCUGUGUUCAGUGCUUGACCUGGCCAAUCUCCAGGGUUGCCAGUAUCUUCCAUGUUUCAAGGAAUUUUGAACAGUUGAAAAGUCCAUACUGACGAAGUUCCUUGCUCAAUGCAGACUUUAGUUUGUGUGUAUAGAUAACACUUGCACAGAAGAGGCAUGCUAACGGCAAAUCAAAGGAGUGAGUGCUACAGCCAUGGGAAAAUAUUUUUUUGUCUAUUGUUUGGAACUAAACUAAAAUCUGUAUUUUGAACUGUCUCCAUGUUUAGGAUUAUAUUCUGGCAUAAUUCUGUGAAUUAAUAGUGUGGUUUUGCUUCCAGUUUUUCUGUGUUCAGAAUUAAUGAAGACGCAUUGUAGGACUUCCUGAAGCUUGUUACAUUUGUUAGGAAGAAAGCUUAAAAAAGUAUGAAAUUAGAUUGAUCAUGAACUCUGCUGUGCUAGAUAGUGAUUCAAAUAAAUUUAUUCAGUUAUU
Serinus canaria (Common canary) is the source of this 4308-nucleotide messenger RNA. It is a transcript of the gene PELO, whose product is annotated as pelota mRNA surveillance and ribosome rescue factor. The record is from RefSeq and is a predicted model, not a curated record. The coding region runs from base 199 to 1356 and encodes 385 amino acids. Gene Ontology annotation, biological process: ribosome disassembly; nuclear-transcribed mRNA catabolic process, non-stop decay; nonfunctional rRNA decay. The transcript has 2 exons. Gene Ontology annotation, cellular component: cytoplasm. Lineage: Eukaryota; Metazoa; Chordata; Aves; Passeriformes; Fringillidae.